Xenopus laevis (African clawed frog) is the source of this 2215-nucleotide messenger RNA. RefSeq names its product divergent protein kinase domain 2A L homeolog (gene dipk2a.L). The record is from RefSeq and is marked provisional. Gene Ontology annotation, cellular component: COPI vesicle coat; extracellular region. Lineage: Eukaryota; Metazoa; Chordata; Amphibia; Anura; Pipidae. Gene Ontology annotation, biological process: cardiac muscle cell proliferation; regulation of phosphatidylinositol 3-kinase/protein kinase B signal transduction.
CAGAGCUGCCCGAGCUGGGGGAAGUAGACACGGAUCCGGGGAGAAUCAGCAGAAGCGCCGCCGCCGCGCUACCGGACUGGGCCACGAGCUGGCCUCUCACAACGCCACUCCCCUGCACGAGCAGGGCGGCUGAGGGGAGCAGCCGGGGCGGGCGCGCAGUCAGAGCGUGGGACAAUGCUGCGCCUCGCCUCGCUGAAGUUCGGCCGAUUGUUCCGCUAUGGCAAGCUGCUGUUCGCGGCCAGUCUGCUGGUGGUGAUGCUCCUGAACACGCACUCGUUGUUCUCCUCCUUCCAGCGGAACGAGCUGACGGACCGGCGCUUCCUCAGCCUCAAUAAGUGCCCGGCGUGCUUUGGAAGCAGCUGGUGCCGGAAGUUUAUGAACGGGCAGCUGAGCUUCGAAGGCUGGGGGCGGCUGCGGCUGCUGGACUUCUUUAACGUCAAGAACGUGCACUUCGCUCAGUACGGGGAGCCCCGGGAGGGCAGCAGGCGGGUGGUGCUCAAGCGACUCGGUUCCAACCACGAACUCUCCGAACUGGACCAGCGCAUCUGCAAGAGAGCCACCGGGCGACCCCGCUGCGACCUCGUCCAGGCCAUGUACAAGACCGACUUCGCUCGCCUCAACGGGGACGUGCGCCUGCUGACCCCCGACGUGGUGGAAGGAUGGUCCGACCUGGUGCAUUGCCCCUCGCAGAGGCUCCUGGACAGGCUGGUCCGGCGCUACGCGGAGACCAAGGACUCGGGCAGCUUCUUGCUUAGGAACCUCAAGGACACGGAACGCAUGCAGCUGCUCCUCACCCUGGCCUUCAACCCCGAGCCUCUCGUCCUGCAGAGCUUCCCGUCUGAUGAAGGAUGGCCUUUUGCAAAAUACCUUGGAGCCUGUGGCAGAAUGGUGGCUGUCAAUUAUGUUGGAGAAGAACUCUGGAGUUACUUUAAUGCUCCAUGGGAAAAACGUGUAGACUUGGCAUGGCAGCUGAUGGAAAUUGCAGAACAGCUUACGAAUAAUGACUUUGAAUUUGCACUUUAUCUCCUGGAUGUCAGCUUCGAUAACUUCGCUGUUGGACCAAGGGAUGGGAAAGUUAUCAUUGUUGAUGCAGAGAAUGUUUUAGUAGCUGACAAAAACUAAUAAAACAAAAUAAACCUGAAAACUGGGAUGUGUGGUAUGAAAGCAAGUUUGACGAAUGUGACAAGGAAGCUUGCCUGUCUUUUUCAAAAGAGAUUCUUUGCUCUCGGGUUACUGUGGACCAUAAUUAUUAUGCCAUUUGCCAGAACCUCCUUUCCAGACAUGCCACCUGGCGUGGCACAUCCGGAGGACUUCUUCACGAUCCUCCAGCAGAAUUCGCCAAAGAUGGCCGUCUUGUGGCCUUGCUGGAUGAAUGUGCGAAUCCAAAGAAACGAUAUGGCCGGUUUAAAGCGGCAAAAGAACUGCGCGAAUACCUUGCACAAUUAAGUAAUAAUGCGAGGUAGUCUAUACUGUAAUUUUGUUUUUUAAUUAUCUGUAUAAUGAAAGGUUUUAAUUAGCUGGAGCACGUACAGUUUUACUAUAUUGCUGUAUAUACAGAAGUUAAGGAAAUGACAUGUUUUUGUGAAUGCAGUGGGAGUGAGCUUAAUGGCAACGUGCCAUGCAAUCACUUUCCUAUGAUGUGCGUGAUCCUAUUUAAUUAAAGGGGAACUAUCAUGAAAAUAAAAAUUUAAUAUAAGCUUCAGCAUACUGAAAUAAGAAACUUUCUAAACACAAUCAAUUAAAAAUGAUGUACCGUUUCUGAAAUAAUCAAGUUUAUCUUCACUAUUCCUCUCUUCAUCUCGGUCUCCUCAUUCUGUCUUCAUUCAGGAGUUGGGUGUCGGAUGAAUGAUCCAAUAUUUCUUAUAGGAGAGCCACUUUUGCCUAGAAGGUGUAUUCGAGUUCACUCUAUUAAAAUCCCCAGACAACAUGUCUCAUGCAGGAUUUGUGCAAAAGACCGUUAUUCUGAUUUUGUUUGUACUGGAAGCAGUUAUUUGAGUGCGCUCUAAUACAUCUGCUAGGAAAAGGAGCCCCCCCUAUAGGAUAUAUUGGAUCAUUCAUCUGAUUCCCAACUGCUGAAUGAAGACAGAGUGAAGAGAAACAGAUGCUGAGAGAGGAAUAGUGAAGAUAAACUUGAUUAUUUCGGAAACAAUGCAGAAUUUUUAAUUGAUUGUAUUUAGAAAGUUUCUUACUUCAGUACGAGGAAGCUUAUGUUAAU